AUGUCACGCAAAUUCAAGUACUACUUCAAUUCUGUUCGACCCACAGCUCCUGAAAACUUCGUGUCAAGUGUGAACGGCACUUUCUAUAGGAUUGUUGUGGAGUUCCAUCUCAUAGAAACCCACAUCAGGAUGCGAUCACUUCUCGUUAAUGCAAUUAUUGUGUUUCACUGGACCGAUGAUCGUCUGGUGCUCAGGGAACUGUUCGAUGACUUUGAAUUGCCGAAGGAGUUCGAGCCAUGGCUGCCGAGAGUGAGAACCAUUCCUGCACCGCAUACUGUAACAGUGAUUCUAUCGCCUGCCAGUGGCGUCCUGUCUCUUUAUCACCGGGUAAGAGACAUCAUAGAGUGCUCAUCCAGCGAGUGGAAGUAUCCGUUCGAGUCUUUUGAUUGUGAACUUCCAACGGAAAACGCCGGAGACGAGCUGAUUACGGUAUCAGCGAUCCGAGACAUCCGGCCAGGAGUCACAGACCCAUCUUUUCCACAGUCUGCGCUUCGACUAAAGUAUUCGGCCGACUGGGAUUUUGCUUUGCUCUCGGUAUACUUACCAUCGUUCUUAAUCCUAGCGCUAGUGUUUUUUGCACAAUGGAAACGACGGAAGGUG
Molecule: messenger RNA, 600 nt
Organism: Ostertagia ostertagi
Lineage: Eukaryota; Metazoa; Nematoda; Chromadorea; Rhabditida; Trichostrongylidae
Source: the annotation of a GenBank genome assembly